Molecule: messenger RNA, 1371 nt
Organism: Cynara cardunculus var. scolymus (artichoke)
Lineage: Eukaryota; Viridiplantae; Streptophyta; Magnoliopsida; Asterales; Asteraceae
Exons: 4
Coding region: 1-1371 (456 amino acids)
Biological process (GO): metal ion transport; transmembrane transport
Cellular component (GO): membrane
Molecular function (GO): metal ion transmembrane transporter activity
Source: RefSeq, a predicted model, not a curated record
AUGGGUAUCGAAGAGCUAAACGUUAAUAGGGAGGAAGAGGAAAUGGAGGCAGGUUCAGCCUCAAGCCCUCUCCUCGAUGAUAAGAACCCAUUUCAGACACGUUAUCACGAUCUGGUUAGAUUAAAAGGGUAUGCAUUUGAUGGAUUAGGGAAUUACUGUCACAAAGAAUGGGAUUUAGUAGAGGGCAGUGGCAAAGAGUUCUGUUGGUAUCAUGUUGAACUUCCAAAAGGAAACCAAAAACUUUCUCAAUCUGCUCAAUACCUUAUUGAUGUUCUUUGUCCACCAUUAAAACUCCAAGAUAUUCUUUCAUUAGUUAGCAAUGGACCAUAUUGUGGGCAUGUUGAUGGGGCACUUGUGUUUAGGGUUAAUUCACCUGGUCCAGCCUCUAGUAAGUUUACAUUCAGAUUAGCCGCUAGGGUUACUGAGAAUUCGAUGAUUAGUGUGUCAUUAGGGCGGGUCCCAAGGUUGGGUUUCUCGCCGGUUGGUCAGUCUCUUCUGUCGGAGAUCCCAAGUGUGGAGAGUCCAAAUCCUAAGUUUUGUAGAAGUGAGAUGAGAGAACGGAAUGGGAUUGUGAUCAAGGAACAUGUUCUUGAUUUCUUGUUGACGAUGAAUCAUUCUGAGGAGGCAGAUAAUCCCGUUCCUAAAUCUGUAUCGAAUUUGGUAGUUCAUGUAAUUGACACACAUAUGGAUCAUCUUGAGGAUGUUGUUACCAAUCUUGAGCUCGAGCUUGAUUCUGUUGAAGUUGCACUGGAUAAAGGUGGGUUUUCACUGAGGAAACAGUUGUUAGAUGACAGAAGAUUCCCCAAAAUGAAUCUGGAUCUGCAACGUCUCCUGCGGGUUAUUGCACAUGGGGAACAAGUAUUUCCUAGAGUGAAGGAAAAAUGUUCUUCGAAAGAUUGGUUUGCAGGUGAAGAUGUUGUUUCGCUUGAAGAGUUGAUUGGACGGCUAAGAAGACUAAAAGACAACGUUGGUUUUAUAACCAAUCGAGUCACAGCCGUCCAGGCUGGUCUAGACUGCUGGCAGGCCGAGCAAAUCAACAGAAAACUUUACUAUCUUUCCUUCUUUUCGAUCAUAUUCCUUCCUUUAUCCAUCAUCACCGGAGUAUUUGGGAUGAAUGUGGGAGGUGUCCCAUGGACAGGGCAAAGAGAUCCGGAGCUAGCAGAUGGUUUUAGAAACGUGAUGUUGCUAUGCGUUGCAAUGUUACUUCUCGUGCUCUUAUGCUUCCUCUUCCCGUGCCUCCAUAGCCGGAUAACGACAUGGAGGAAACCAAGAACUGUAAGAAGAAGCUGGUCUUUAAACCGGAGAUCAUUUCUGAAAAGAAUGAUUGGUGGUGGCGGUGGUGGUGGAGAAAGAGGUUACCUCCGCCUUUAA